This is a messenger RNA of Rhineura floridana, 1487 nucleotides long. RefSeq names its product proteasome 26S subunit ubiquitin receptor, non-ATPase 4 (gene PSMD4). The coding region runs from base 135 to 1265 and encodes 376 amino acids. The record is from RefSeq and is a predicted model, not a curated record. Gene Ontology annotation, biological process: proteasome-mediated ubiquitin-dependent protein catabolic process. The transcript is spliced from 10 exons. Gene Ontology annotation, cellular component: proteasome regulatory particle, base subcomplex; cytosol; nucleus. NCBI's taxonomy places the organism in Eukaryota, Metazoa, Chordata, Lepidosauria, Squamata, Rhineuridae. Gene Ontology annotation, molecular function: polyubiquitin modification-dependent protein binding.
AUCCCGGGGAGCCAAUAGGAAGGCGGGGAGAGCGAAAGAGAGAGAGAGGCAGCGGCGGAAGGGAAGGUGGUCGAGAGAGGGACUCGCGGAGGUUGCUGCUGCUCGUGGGGGUCCCCGGCUGGGAAGGGGCCGCGAUGGUGCUGGAGAGCACGAUGGUUUGUGUCGACAACAGCGAGUACAUGAGGAACGGGGACUUCUUACCCAGCCGCCUCCAGGCCCAACAAGACGCCGUCAACAUCGUCUGUCAUUCGAAGACUCGUAGUAACCCAGAGAACAAUGUUGGCCUUAUCACUUUAGCCAAUAACUGCGAGGUGUUGACCACCCUGACCCCCGACACUGGCCGCAUCCUGUCAAAGCUGCACUCAGUGCAGCCCAAGGGGAAGAUCACUUUCUGCACGGGGAUCCGGGUCGCUCAUCUGGCCUUGAAACACCGUCAGGGCAAGAACCACAAGAUGCGCAUCAUUGCCUUUGUGGGGAGCCCUGUGGAGGAUAACGAGAAAGAUCUGGUGAAACUGGCCAAGCGGCUGAAGAAAGAGAAGGUGAACGUGGACAUCAUCAACUUUGGAGAAGAGGAAGCCAACACCGACAAGCUGACGGCCUUCAUCAACACCCUGAACGGCAAAGAUGGGACCGGCUCCCACCUGGUGACUGUGCCCCCCGGGCCAAGCCUUGCCGACGCCCUCAUCAGCUCCCCAAUCCUGGCUGGAGAGGGAGGUGCCAUGCUGGGGCUUGGGGCAAGUGACUUUGAGUUCGGCGUGGACCCCAGCGCCGACCCAGAACUGGCUCUGGCGCUCCGAGUGUCUAUGGAGGAGCAGCGACAGAGGCAGGAGGAGGAGGCUCGCAGGGCCGCGGCAGCGUCUGCAGCGGAAGCCGGGAUUCCAGCAAUUGGCGGGGAUGAUUCAGAUGACGCCCUGCUCAAGAUGACCAUUGGCCAACAGGAAUUCGGCCGAGCUGGCCUGCCCGACCUCAGCACCAUGACCGAAGAAGAACAGAUUGCCUACGCGAUGCAGAUGUCUCUCCAAGGAGCCGAGUUCGGACAAGGCGAGUCUGGCGAGGUGGAUAUCAGCGCUGACAUGGACACGUCGGAACCAACAAAGGAGGAAGAUGAUUAUGACGUGAUGCAGGACCCAGAGUUCCUCCAGAGUGUGCUGGAAAACCUGCCGGGGGUUGACCCCAACAACGAGGCCAUUCGCAACGCCAUGGGGUCACUGGCCUCGCAGGCCUCCAAGGAGAACAAGGAGAAGAAGGAGGAGGAAAAGAAAUGACCAGGGGGGGCUUGGGGCUUCCCCUCCCCACGUGGCCCGGAGCAUCCCUGGCUCUGCAUGCCCCAGUUCACGUAGCCGGAUAGGCGUCAGUGUCUGUAAUCUUUCUUCUCCGGGUUAGUGGGGGGGGGAGUCACUGGAUUAUUAUGGGUUGCCGGGUUGGGAGUUGUCUUUUUUUUUUUUUUUGGUUGUGGUUUAACAAGUUAAUAAAAACCUUGAAUUUUC